GCCUUUCCCUUUUCUUCUUCUUCGUUGGUCUCUUUGGAGCGGUUAGAACCAAAAAAUGGAUGAAACCUGCUGCAUUCACGAAUAUGUUUACUGGACUGAAUUCCAGUCCAAGCGAUUCUACCAGAUUCUGCCUCAGGGUGACGAUCGCCAGCUCAGCAUUCCGAGUAAGUUUGUUCAGAAUGUUAAGGAGCUAAUUUGUGGAAUUGUUAGUUUGAAAGGUCCUGCUCGGAAGACUUGGAAGGUGGAAUUGAAUAAAACACAAGAUGGUUUCUUUUUCCAAAAUGGAUGGUCACAGUUCGUUAAAGAUAAUUGCUUAGAAGCAGGGAAUCUGUUGGUGUUUAGAUACAGUGGGCAUUUACAUUUCGAUGUCUCCAUUUUCGAUCAUGAAAGCUUAUGUGAGAAAGCUUGUUCCUUUUUCGUCGAGAAUCGUGGCUGCCGUGUCACCAGGAACGAUUACGAGGAAGCUUCACCUUCAGGCUCUCGUUUACCCAACCUUUUUGGAUCAUCGAAGAAGCAUCGAAGCGACAGGGUAAAGCCACACCCAACGCUGCCGCAGCAACCAGCUACUCAACAUACUCCCUCUGAAGCUCCUGUUGCUAGGGUUAAGACACCGUGUCCGACCACUAGACCCGUUACUGCCAAGCGGAAAUUCAGGAGUGAAGAGCACGAUUCUUCUGGUUUUGGUUCGGCUUUUAGUGAUGAACCAGAUGAAGAUUCUUCAGGGGAUUCUUCAGGUGAAAUUCCGCCACCGGGCUUCAAGUACACUGUUCGUGAACAUAAAUCCGGUAGAAGACCUGCAACUGAAGAAGAAAAGAAAAAAGCCCUGGAAUUGGCUGACAAUGCCUUUGCUGCUUCUUCGAAUGAGAGAUUCUUGGUCGUUAUGCGAAAGUCCCAUGUUUAUAGAGGAUUUCUGUUGACGAUCCCUUACGACUUCGCCCUGAAGCAUUUUCCUCCAAACAACAAAUAUUGCACUCUCUGUUGCCAAGGCCAUAAAAAGGUUGUCAUGUUUAAACCCAGACAAAGCCCUGUUGGUGGAACGUUUUCAAAGGGUUGGGCUAAUUUUGUUCUGGAGAACAACAUAGAGGAACAUGACAUUUGUUUGUUCGAGCUUGUUGAUCCAGUGCAGAAGCAGGAGGAGCAGGAGGAAAUUGUCUUAAAAGUUCAAAUCUUUCGAGCGGUUGAAGAAAUGGUUCCCCUGACUUGCCUCAGAACUCCUCGCCUGGGCUGCAGUGCAAAGAAAACUCAGAGAGGUGGAGCCUCUGGACGAGGGCGUGGACGUGGGCGAGGGCGUGCUCGAGGAAGGGGGCGAGGGAGAGGGAGAGGGAGAGGGAGAGGGCGAGGGCGAGGGCGUGGACGUAGCAAGAGUUCCUUGUAA
Molecule: messenger RNA, 1375 nt
Organism: Telopea speciosissima
Lineage: Eukaryota; Viridiplantae; Streptophyta; Magnoliopsida; Proteales; Proteaceae
Product: B3 domain-containing protein REM16-like
Exons: 4
Coding region: 56-1375 (439 amino acids)
Molecular function (GO): DNA binding
Source: RefSeq, a predicted model, not a curated record